GUCUUGGUAUAUGAUCGUCCAAGUUCAGUGUUUGAGUGACCAAGUUGUUGCUAAGUUUUUUUUAAAAAAAAUUGUGCUUAAUUUAUUUAAUUCAAAUACGACUACUAUCACUCACUACCUUCCUCGAAUUUUCAUUCAUGUGUUUCGUUUGCGUAUUGUUUCUUAUAAAUUUGUCGUCUAACGAUUCUUAAAAUAUUUUGAAUUUAACAAAAUAAAAAUGUGGAGAUUUCAGUCCUAUUUAGAAAAGUCUCGCACUCCAUCUUUUACAGUUGAAUACAUUCUGACAAAGACACGUACAUAUUUUGUUCUUUGGUUGUUUGUAAUACAUUUUAUAAAUUAUCUGUUCUGAAGUUUACUGGAUAUUCAAUUGCUACAAAUUUUGUAUUUGUUGGUUCCAUUUAAAUGUAGUUAUCAGUAACAAAAAGAACAAAAAAAUGAAAUUUAAAUUAAUUUAUAUACGGAAAUUAUUGUUCUUUUUGUUCCCAGUGACCCAAUUCGCAGAAUUUUCUUAACUUAAGAUUAUUUUUUUAUUACUCUUCAUAUAGGAUAUAAAGUUAUAUUGUUUAUUUUCUUGGACCGGCUUAUUUAGUCAAGACAAAUGUCUCCAAAUAUCUAUAAGAAAAUUCAACGGAACUAUAAUAUAAUUGGUGUUCCAAAUGUUUCGGCGCUGUAUAAUAUAAUUCUUGAAUAAAAUUUUGAUAUUAGCAUGCAAAACAUAUUAACUAAGCAACACAAAUUUCAGUUAAAAAAAUAAUUGGGUAACUAGUUUUUUUAAGCCAUUACUUAAGUUAAUGUUACAUUCAUGUCUUUCUUUUACUUUAUAUACUAAUUCACUAUAUAUACUCUAAUGGCGGUCUUAUGCAUGGAAUAAAUAUUAUAAAGAAGCUGUCUGAGUGUGUUACCAAAAAAAAACUGUCCGAGUACUAUUAUUUGUUGUGCACCAAAAGAUUAAAAAAAAAAGAUAAUAGAAAAAUGAAAUUGAAUUAUCUUAUAGAAAAGAUUAGACGUCCAUCUCGAAAAAUUCCACUAAAAAAGUUAGCAGUUUUUAAAUGAAACAUCAUGCGUAAUGAAUCAAAAUGAGCCAUGUGUCAAUCACAUACAAAAAUGACGUCGCUGUAGGCAGCCACACGUACUGCAAGCACCGCAUAAAUAAAGAUGGUGCCUCUUCCUCAAACUUCCUCACUUUGCAAGUGAAACAAACAACUCUUAUAAAUAAUAUUAAAGGUUCUCUCUCUCUCUAUUUCUCUUGUGGUAAGAAACAAAACAAGUAGAGAUCUCUUUCUGUCUAUCUAUCUUUGUGUUCUUCUUGUUCUAUGAUAAAACGAUCUCGAGUAUCCCAAAGAGCAAGAUGUCUAUAAGAAAAAUCUACCGAUGUCUAAAUUCUUUAAUCAAAAGAUCAUGUGCUCAGUCUCUAUGAUCAUAUAUAUAAGUCCCAUUUCACACUUUUUUCAACUCUCAGGUUUUCAAUAUUUUAUCAUUGUUCUCUACACAACCCCUUUGUUUUCGAUCGAAUCACUAGCUCAAAAAAGCUGAGAUUCUUUGAACAAUCAAGAAAUCAAGAAUCAAGAAUGGUGCGGACACCAUGUUGCAGAGCUGAGUUAGGGUUAAAGAAAGGAGCAUGGACUCCCGAGGAAGAUCAGAAGCUUACCUCCUACGUUAACCGUCACGGUGAAGGUGGCUGGCGAACUCUCCCCGAAAAAGCUGGACUCAAGAGAUGUGGCAAAAGCUGCAGAUUGAGAUGGGCCAAUUAUCUAAGACCUGACAUCAAAAGAGGAGAGUUCACUGAAGACGAGGAACUUUCAAUCAUCUCUCUUCACGCUCUUCACGGCAACAAAUGGGCUGCAAUAGCUCGUGGAUUACCAGGAAGAACCGAUAACGAAAUCAAGAACUACUGGAACACUCAUAUCAAAAAACGUUUGAUCAAGAAAGGUGUUGAUCCGGUUACUCACAAGAACAUAUCAGAAAAUUUGCAGGAUAUUCUGGAGAAACGAAACAUUAAUCAGACAAUUAUAACGAGUGAUGAUGAUCUUGAUCAUAACAAGAAGAUGGAGAAGUCGGCUAGGUUCUUGAACAGAGUAGCUAAUAGGUUCGGAAAGAGAAUCAACCAGAGUGUUUUGUCUGAAAUUAUCGGUAGUGGUGGCCCACAUGCUACUAUUACUAAUAACACUACUACUAUUACUACAAGUGUCACCGUUGACUCCAAAUCUGAUAAGUCAACGAGCUCUUCCUUCACACCAACCUCGAAUCUUCUCAUGACCGCUAACGGUAACGCUACGUCGUCUCCGUCCACAUUUUCUGAGUCAUCCAUUAACGAUCGAUUAAUGUACUGGGAUAAGGAAGAUGAUAUCGGAUUCUCAACAUUUCUGAAUGAUGAAGAUUUCAUGGUGUUGGAAGAGUCUUGUGUUGAGAACACUGAGUUCAUGAAAGAGCUUACGAGGUUUCUUGGGGAGGAUGAGACGGACAACGUAGAAAUGAUGCCCGUCUAUGAGCAUCAAGACAGUUUUGAAGAUAUUGAUAACUAUUUUGCAUGAGUGAAUCUUCUGAUAAACCCAACAUGAUCAUUUCAAUAUGAUCCUGUGAUAGAUGAUGAUGAUGAUAAGUGAUGUUGAACCAUGCAUGGAGCUUGUGUUGUCAUAUGUACGUGUCUUUUUGGUGUGUUUUUCCUUCUUUUUUUUGUUUUGUUUUACUCUUCUGUAAGUUUGGCCUCAAGUGUGUUUCGUUUAUGUAGUGGUUAAAUAUAGUGAUGUUAAUAAUAUUACAUUAUUUUACCGAGUGUA
Messenger RNA from Brassica rapa (field mustard), 2777 nucleotides. Its product is annotated as transcription factor MYB51. The record is from RefSeq and is a predicted model, not a curated record. Lineage: Eukaryota; Viridiplantae; Streptophyta; Magnoliopsida; Brassicales; Brassicaceae.